UCGAUCCUCCGUAAAUGUACGGUUUUUUGUAGAACAAUUUGAAGCAGGUUUUUGUUACACUGCUUACGUAAGUUAUCUAAAACCAUGGCUGCUAAAGAACCCUCACCCAUCGUUAAGCUUUAUCUGAUUAUCUACAACGCUGCACAAGUGCUAGGAUGGUGCUAUAUGCUGUACCAACUGGUAGCUUACUACACCAUUGACAAGGGUUCGGAAAAAACUCUCUGGGAAUAUUUAGGAUUCACCGUCAUCCUGUUCCAAAAUGCAGCCCUAUUAGAGAUCGUCCAUGCUUUCACUCGCAUCGUUCCCAGCAAUCCCGUCAUCACCACGUUCCAGGUGCUAUCGCGCGUGAUGGUCGUUUGUGGUGUCAUUAUGGCAACACCGACUGGCAAAGUUUCGCCCGGUCUUCCGCUCGCUAUUCUCGCCUGGUCGGUUACUGAAAUCAUCCGAUACGCCUACUAUGCGCUCAAUCUGGUAGAUGCGGUCCCGAAGCUGCUAGUUUUCCUUCGUUAUACCACCUUUAUCAUACUCUACCCGACCGGUGUGACCGGCGAGCUGCUCUGCUUUUACUGGGCUCAAUCGCACGUGUCUGAAACGAAGCAAUGGAGCAUCGAAAUGCCCAAUACGUACAACUUCACCUUCUCGUACUUCUACUUCUUGUGGCUGGUGAUGCUGCUCUAUAUUCCGCUAUUCCCCCAGCUGUAUUUGCACAUGUUCGCCCAGCGGAAGAAGAUUCUAGGCUCGGGUACCGUAGCUGGCAAGCAGAAAAGUAAUUGACUAGAGGCUUUUGGCUUCCCAGCCUAAAUGAUAAGCCGAUACGGCGGCUUGAUCGUGACUAAGAUCGUGUUAUUAAUUUAUUCUUCUUCUGCAAUAUUUCCAUGGCUUCUAGUGUUUAGGGUGGGUUCUAUCUCCGUUCAUGUAUCAGGGGCAUUUAUAGACUGAUAAGUUUAAAGUAUUUUGCUUUCUUUUGUCAUAGGUUUAUUUUUACUAUUUCAUUCCGAAUGGUGAUAGUGUGACUUUAAUCCUGUGUGCAUUAUGGGCGUGGGUCGUUCGAAGAGCAAUAAAAUAUUGUAAAAAAUUAA
Messenger RNA from Anopheles nili, 1079 nucleotides. RefSeq names its product very-long-chain (3R)-3-hydroxyacyl-CoA dehydratase 2 (gene Hacd1). Gene Ontology annotation, molecular function: 3-hydroxyacyl-CoA dehydratase activity. Lineage: Eukaryota; Metazoa; Arthropoda; Insecta; Diptera; Culicidae. Bases 85 to 774 code for a protein of 229 amino acids. Gene Ontology annotation, cellular component: endoplasmic reticulum membrane. The transcript has 3 exons. The record is from RefSeq and is a predicted model, not a curated record. Gene Ontology annotation, biological process: very long-chain fatty acid biosynthetic process; sphingolipid biosynthetic process; fatty acid elongation.